Molecule: messenger RNA, 669 nt
Organism: Hordeum vulgare subsp. vulgare (domesticated barley)
Lineage: Eukaryota; Viridiplantae; Streptophyta; Magnoliopsida; Poales; Poaceae
Exons: 2
Coding region: 170-550 (126 amino acids)
Cellular component (GO): NatC complex
Source: RefSeq, a predicted model, not a curated record
CCUCCUCCGAUUUCCGUCGACCGGAGCCGUCGAGGCCGCCGUGCUCGCCUGGCCGCGCCGCCGCACGCUGCUCUCCCUCGACUCCCGCGCCUGAACGGGCCGCGUCGCCACCUUCCUCGCCCUUCGUUCCCCUGCUCAGCAGAGGGAGUGGAACCUGGUGGUUGCCGCAAUGGAAGGAGCGCCAUCAGAUGGCCAGGUGAUCUCGUCCACCGCAGACCCUUGCCUCGACAGCUCGGCCGCAUCCGCGGACGCCGCCGGUGGCAGCGGCUCGCAGCACGUUUCAACGCUCCGGAAGCUGCUGUUCCGGAGGAUGCUGGUCGGGGUGAACGACGGCCGCUACUUCCUGGGGCUGUUCCACUGCGUCGACAAGCAGGGGAACAUAAUCCUGCAGGACGCGGUGGAGUACCGCAGCGCGCGCCGUUCUUCUCCCUCGGCUCCCAAGGAGGAGCGGUGCCUCGGCCUCAUCCUCAUCCCAGCUUCCUGCCGCUCCUCCUGCCAUGUCGACUGCUUCAUCCAGGAGCAGAUGGCCCUGCUGUCCCUGAGCAAGUAGAAUCAUGCUUCUGAUUUCUUUUCUCUGGUUUCUAAAGCUAUGUACUACUCGCUUAGAUGAAUCUGUGCCUGGAGACCUUGCUGUGACUUUUAUUUGUAAUCAUAAUCAGUUCUGCCGUA